Messenger RNA from Ustilaginoidea virens, 3129 nucleotides. RefSeq lists its product as uncharacterized. Gene Ontology annotation, biological process: protein import into nucleus. The coding region runs from base 1 to 3129 and encodes 1042 amino acids. Lineage: Eukaryota; Fungi; Ascomycota; Sordariomycetes; Hypocreales; Clavicipitaceae. The record is from RefSeq and is a predicted model, not a curated record. The transcript is spliced from 2 exons. Gene Ontology annotation, cellular component: nuclear envelope; cytosol. Gene Ontology annotation, molecular function: small GTPase binding.
AUGAGCUUCGCCGUAGAAGUGCCCGGCGAGGCGAAUCCUCUGACGUUGGAAGACCUGUGCCGAGCGUUGCAGUCGGCCACCUCGAACGAUACCACCCAGAGACAAGCUGCCGGGCAGCAACUCUCGGCUUGGGAGCAGGCACCGGGCUACUACUCUUCCUUACAAGGCGUCUAUCUCGACAAGUCUGCUCCCAACAAUGUCCGCUUUUUGGCCAUCAUCACGCUCAAGAAUGGCAUCGACAGGUACUGGAGAAUGUAUUCUCAGUCCAAAAGUGGGCUGAAACCGGAAGAAAAGGACUUGAUCCGCUCUCGGCUCCUCCAGGGCACCGUUGACGAACAAGAGCGCACCUUGGCCAUGCAUAACGCGCUCGUGAUAGCCAAGGUCGUCAGAAUAGACUACCCGACUGAUUGGCCCGGUGCUCUGCCGAGCAUCAUUGGCCUUCUACGCUCUACAAAGGAUGGGAAUCAGCAGCAGUUAUUCGGCACCCUUCAAAUCCUCCUCCGAGUGGUCAAGGAGCUGGGCACGGCUCGCUUGCGAAAGUCGCAAACUGCGUUGCAAUCGGUCACGCCCGAAAUCGUAUACGUCUUGAGCGAAAUCUACGCAGAAAAGUCCGCUUCAUGGCUCUCAUUCCUCACCAGCAACCAGGGGUCGGAGAGUCACGUCAGCAUAGCCAUGCUCAAUAGUUUGUUCACGCUCAAGACUCUUCGACGUCUUGUCAUUUCCGGAUACGAGAAACCACAUAGCGAUGAAUCUGUCCAAAAAUUCUGGACCCUGUCGCAAGACCAGUUUGGCCAACUUCUCGGCUUUGUCGGCCAAGACGCAGCUGUUCCGUCUACGUACAAGGAUGUCGUGGGGAAGCAUCUCCUCCAGUUCACAAAGCUGCACAUCAACAUGGCCGACAGGCACGCGGCAAGCUUUUCCCUCUUGCCCAACUCUCUUCCACUCGUCCAUGCCUACUGGGAUUUGGUGUCAAAGUUUGCCGACGUCUUUGACACAUCUGGCGGGAUACGUCAUGGUUCAGGAGACGGUGACGCGUCCAAAGCCAAGACCGAGGGCCCCCUGCAGGAACGUCUGGCGUUGAAGGGCUUAAUCAUACUUCGAACCUGUGUCAGGAUAGCCUUCUACCCUCAGCAGACAUUCAAGUAUCGCUCCCCAGAGACCAAGCUGGAGCAAGAACGGGCCAGGGCCACCAUCAAGACGGAGCUGCUGAAGGACGACCUGGUCAUUUCAAUGGUCAACUGCAUAAUCACUCACCUUUUCCUGUUUAGGCGCUCGGAUCUAGAGGCAUGGGAGGAAGACCCUGAAGAAUGGGAACAGCAAGAACAAAGUGAGGGGAGCGCUUACGAAUGGGAGGUUCGCCCGUGCGCGGAGAAGCUCUUUUUGGACUUGCUCACCAACUUCAAGCAGCUAAUCAUCCCUCCUUUGCUGUCUUAUUUCCAAACCGCGCAAUCACCCCAGUCUGACAUUGCCACCAAAGAGGCGGUAUACACAGCCAUGGGUCUAGCUGCUGCUCACGUCGCCGACGUGUUUGACUUUGAUGCUCUGCUGUCGUCAACGAUUGCAAAUGAUGCACGGCAACAGGGAGGCCUUUACAAGGUCCUGCGGAGACGCAUAGCCAUUCUCAUCAGCCAAUGGGCGCCGGUCAAGUUGGCAGAUAGCAGCAGACCCUUGGUCUACCAGAUCUUCCAGCACUUCCUGAAUCCGAAUGACGAGACAAACGACUUGGUGGUGCGGAUAACCGCGGCAAGACAGCUCCGAUGGAUCGCGGACGAGCUGGACUUUAGCGUGGAGGCGUUCCUGCCCUACACGUCCGAUGUGCUGUCUCAGCUCAUUCACCUGAUUGAGAGUUCGGAUAUUGACGAAGCAAAGCUGGCUAUUCUCGAAUCCGUCCGAAUACUGGUCACGCGUAUGGAGGAGCAAGUGUCACAGUUUGGCGACCUGCUGAUGUCGGCGCUCCCCAGGAUAUGGCAGAACUCUGCCGCGGAGGAGUACAUGAUCAAGCAAGCCGUCAUAGCCAUAUUUGCAGCGCUGGUCAUGAGCAUGGGCCACACCUCCCAGCGGUACCAAAGCUUCAUGAUACCUCUGCUCUCGGAGGCGGCGAGACCGGGAUCCGAUCUCCAUGUCCACCUCAUUGACGAGUCGCUCGAGCUGUGGAACGCGAUUCUCAUGCAGAGCAAGACACCACUUGCGCCCGAGGUGGUCGAGCUGGCACACAUGGCGCUCCCUCUGCUGGAAUACCAGCAAGAAACGGCAGCGCAAGCUCUCGCCGCCAUCGAGUCCUACAUCGUAAUUGCUCCUUCGUCCAUGCUGGAAGACGGGCUGCGCCGGCAGGUCUUGUCGGCGCUGGCAGGCACGCUCGACUCCAACAGCCGAGAGCAGGUCCGCCUGGGUACGGUCUGUGUCGAGCACCUCAUCCGGGCCGCCACUGAGCUGGGCGGGUCCAAGGGCAUCUCGGUCGUGAUCCAAGACAUGCUCGAGACGGGCUUCCUGAGCAAGAUCAUGGCCAACCUCCACGAGGCCUGGGAAGCGCACCAGACCACCGGCCCCAACAGAAAGAUCAGCAGGCUCAACGCCGUCACGGAAGGAGACUACCUCGCGAUCCUGUCGCGGUUGGCGCUGGCCGAGCCCAGCAUCUUCGCGCAGAUGCUCGACGCGUUCGGCGGCCCGGACCAAGUCUGGCCCUGGCUCUCGUCGGAGUGGUUCUCCCACGGCCGGUCCAUGGACCACACGGAGCGGCAAAAGCUGUACCUGCUCGGCCUCACCAGGCUCCUGGAGCUGCCCCCGCCGGUGCAGGAGCUCGCGCUGGCCAAGCUCCAGGACUACUUUGACCUGUGGACCGUGGUGAUCCUCGAGGUGCAAGAGGGCGUCCUGGGCGGGCGCGACGCCCUCGUGUGGGACGAGGUGCAGCCGACCGAGUACGACACCCCCAAGACCCUGGCGGAGCAGCAGUCCGCGGCCAGGGACCCGGUCCACGCCGUCCCGACGUUUGAGUUUGUCAGUGCCAGGCUGCGGGACCUUGUUGCCAGGGUGGGCGGCGAGGCCGCGUUCGAGGAGCAGUGGGCCGUGAACGUGGACAAGGACGUCCUGGCAAACUUUCGAACGGUGGUGGCCAGCGCGUCGAGACGGUGA